UAGGUGUAGGUUGGCUAAUCAUGAAUAAAAUUGAAAUUUUUGCAUUGAAUUGCAAUAAGAUUAUCCUACUUUUGAUCCCAGCUAGAGCUAUAAUUUCUGUGUUGAACCGUCUUAAGUUAUUCUGAAAUGGAAAAUUUUGUUCCGCACGAUAUUCAGUCUUAAGCGCACACUGCAUCUUACUGUGCACUAGACGGGACAAGAUUGGGAUCCGCCUGUGCCACGUUUUGGAUACGAACAGAAUCCUUGUCCUGACUUAUGGUAAAACCAAUAGGUUACCGUGCGAUUAAUUAAUGAAUUACAAAUUACAAUAAAAGGCGAGUGGAACAAUUCUCAUCAGGCAACGGGUAUAACACUUCCGAUGAGAAAUGGAAUGCAUUCAGCAAAUCAAAAACAGCUAGUUUUAUUUGAAGUGGAUCUUCUCGCAAGUGCCGGACACAAAGCGCGGUUCAUGAACUUCCCUGAUCGUUCAACGCACUGUGGUGCGCUUAUUAAUUCUUUUCUAACAAAGAAAGAAAAUUUCAACGAUGAAUGCAUACAUCUUCUAUUCACGUUUAAUCGCUGGGAAGCCAAAGAAAAGAUGGAACAGCUACUUCGGGAUGGCACUUCAUUGAUCGUGGAUAGAUACUCCUACUCCGGUGUGGCAUUCAGCGCAGCUAAAGGCCUUAACGUUGAAUGGUGUAAAGCACCCGAGGCCGGCCUACUAAAACCAGAUCUUGUACUGCUCUUAACCCUUACUACGGAAGCUAUGGCCAAGCGUGGAGGGUUCGGUGACGAACGCUACGAAGUGCCGGAAUUGCAGCAGAAGGUAAUGGAACAAUUUCUUAACAUGAAGGACGAUAGAUACUGGCAUGUUGUUGAUGCAGACAAGAAUCAGGAGCAGCUAGCUGCUGAGUUGGGUGAGCUAGUUUUUAACACAAUUGAAUCAUGUGGGCAUAAACCUUUAGAUACUCUAUGGUGAUAUAGGUAAAUUAUGUAAAUAAUCGAGCAAUUAUUAUAAUGUAAAUAAACUGAAUGUUAGUAUUUUUGUGA
Topomyia yanbarensis is the source of this 1029-nucleotide messenger RNA. RefSeq names its product thymidylate kinase. Bases 359 to 958 code for a protein of 199 amino acids. The record is from RefSeq and is a predicted model, not a curated record. Lineage: Eukaryota; Metazoa; Arthropoda; Insecta; Diptera; Culicidae. Gene Ontology annotation, biological process: dTTP biosynthetic process; dTDP biosynthetic process; dUDP biosynthetic process. Gene Ontology annotation, cellular component: cytoplasm; mitochondrion; nucleus. The transcript has 2 exons. Gene Ontology annotation, molecular function: ATP binding; dTMP kinase activity.